Messenger RNA from Stylophora pistillata, 955 nucleotides. Its product is annotated as neo-calmodulin. The record is from RefSeq and is a predicted model, not a curated record. Gene Ontology annotation, molecular function: calcium ion binding. Gene Ontology annotation, cellular component: myosin II complex. NCBI's taxonomy places the organism in Eukaryota, Metazoa, Cnidaria, Anthozoa, Scleractinia, Pocilloporidae.
GAAGAGCUUUCGCUAAUAUUCAUUUGGAUUUCUCAGAUUUUGGCUAAGGCAGAGGCAAAGUGCAUGAAAUAGCGAUCGCUAUCGGUUUGACAGACAGCCGGCAUUUUAGUUUUGAAGUACGAAGAAUAAGGACGAAUAGGAAAGAUAUUUCAACCGUAAGGGCCUGAAAUGGAUAUUGAGGAUAAACUUACAGAGGAACAGAUCGAAGAAUACCGGGAUGCUUUCAAGUUUUUCGACAAAGAUGGCAAUGGAUAUAUAACAACCCGUGAGUUGGGGGCCAUUAUGAGAUCCCUCGGGCAAAACCCCACGGAAACUGAGCUCCAGGAUAUGGUCAAUGAAGUGGAUUAUGACGGUAAUGGCGUGGUCGAUUUUGGCGAGUUUGUAAACAUGAUGAUCAAUCAAAACAACAACACGCUUGACGAGAAAGAGCUCUUGGAAGCAUUUAGGACUUUUGAUGGCGACGACAAAGGAUACAUAUUCUCGAACGAGAUUCGUUACGUGAUGCGACACAUGGGGGAAAGUAUUCCAGAACAAGACAUCAACGAGAUAUUACAAGAUUCUCAGGAAAGUCGGAAAAGAAAAAUCACUUUCGAAGAAUUCAUCAAACUGGUAAAACCGGAAGUCUAAACUUACGUUUCAUUUCCGUCCGUGGAUGCGUCAAGCUCUGGUGCUGACAAAUGAACGCGAGUACAAUUGCGCAUGGGCACUACGUUUGUUUACUCACUAAAAGAUUAUCAAAAUCUGCUAACUGUGUUUAUAGUUGAAGCACUGGUGGAACGUCAUUUUUUUUAAAGGAAAACAAUGGAUAUCGUUAAGCAAAAUGAGUUGGAAAGGCAGUCAUUACGGAGAUUAAUUUAUUGAAAUUACCACCUCGUUCUAUGAAUUCUCUCAUACACAGAUAAUGAAACAUUUUAUUAUUUUUGUUACUCUCUCAAGUAAAAAUGUUUUUAUGCGA